GUAAGUUCCGCACACGAUGCGUGACGUCAUUUCAAUAACACAAACGGGAAAUGGAACGCCUCCGGUGAUGCGAGGAAGUACGUUUUUCGCGAAAACCGUUGGGAAAAGAGGGAAAAAUCUUACCUGUGGCACGGGCCGAAUCCCAAACGAUCAACGGUUGGUGCCUAAGUUUUGUCUUAAAAGUCUCCUAAGCAUGGAGGGUGUUAUCACUACCAUAAGCGGCUUAAAACGGCCGGCAGCUUCGCCAAGAGGUUCGCCUAGCAAGAGAACUAAUUUCGUCGGCAUUUCACCUAUGAAGGAAUUGACCAACGUUAAAACCCCGACGGACAGGCCUUUUCGCGUUUCCAUUGAGGGGAACAUUGGAGCCGGUAAAUCAACUUUGAUAAAGUAUUUCCAAGAGAUGGACGGUAUCGAGACCUAUGCUGAACCUUUGAAUUGGUGGAGGAACGUUGACGGCCACAACCUGCUCGAGUUAAUGUAUUCGGAUAUACACGAGUGGCUCAGGGUAUUCCAGAGCUAUGUUCAGUUUACUAGGCUUAGUGUGCAGACCACAAAACCUCAAAGCAGCGCGACGAGGGUGCAAAUGUUCGAGAGGUCGAUUCAGAACAACCGGUUCUGUUUCAUGGAACAAGCUUAUAGCAAUGGAUAUUUGCAUGGGGCAGAUUACUCUGUACUGGAUCAGUGGUAUAGAUGGAUAAGGGCUAACGUCGAUAUCAGUUUGGACUUGAUAGUUUACUUGAGAAGCACUCCGGAAGUGGUGUAUCAGAGAGUAAAGGCUAGGGGUCGGCCUGAAGAGGACGGUUUGUCUCUGGAGUACCUCAAACAGCUCCACGAUAGCCAUGAGCAAUGGUUGAUGACCGAUGACGAAAGAUUCAACACAAUUCCCGUGCUCGUGUUGGACGCGGAUCGCACUUUGGAAGAAAUCGUGGUGGAAUACAAAAAGAAUGAACACAAAAUUUUAGGAUAUGACAAAAAGGGCCUAAAGAAAAUUGAACAGGAAGAAAAAGAUAAAGUGAGAAGAAAAGUUUCUUUCUAAAAUUAGCACACCUACCUAGAUUAAGAAUCACUUUUGUACAAACCGAUGCAAUAUAAAUAUGUUACUAUAUAACCUACAGUAUGAUUUUGAGUUGUAUUUUUUACCUCUAACCCUAAAAAGUUACACGCAAUUAUACACUGG
Cylas formicarius (sweet potato weevil) is the source of this 1177-nucleotide messenger RNA. RefSeq names its product deoxynucleoside kinase-like. Gene Ontology annotation, cellular component: cytoplasm; mitochondrion. The record is from RefSeq and is a predicted model, not a curated record. Gene Ontology annotation, molecular function: deoxynucleoside kinase activity. The transcript has 3 exons. The coding region runs from base 17 to 1036 and encodes 339 amino acids. NCBI's taxonomy places the organism in Eukaryota, Metazoa, Arthropoda, Insecta, Coleoptera, Brentidae.